AUGUCUCAUAACACCAAAGGAGUUGUCAAGAAUGCCUUGCCCGAAUACCCAUCCAAAUACCUACCCAAACACCCCUACGAUACAGUUUUGAGACUAACAUCAAGUAGUCCCCGGACAUGGCGCAGGCUAUUCCACCUGCUACAGUCCGUGACAGUGUUGAUUGUUGAGCCAACAAUCCACGAUGAUGCCGAAGCCACCGAGGCCGAGGCCAAGAGAAAUCAGACGCUGAGAGCCCAGUUAAGGGUUUUGGAGCAGCAGCUCUGUGGCACGGAGGCACGAAGUCGUGAUUCAGUUGGGAGACUACCAAUCAGCAAAUUCUGCACAGGGCUUGCAGUUGUGUCGAAGCCCCAGUCCCAGGAAAAGACGGGAAAUAUCGACCCGGAACUUGGCAGCCAUUGA
Molecule: messenger RNA, 399 nt
Organism: Penicillium samsonianum
Lineage: Eukaryota; Fungi; Ascomycota; Eurotiomycetes; Eurotiales; Aspergillaceae
Exons: 1
Coding region: 1-399 (132 amino acids)
Source: RefSeq, a predicted model, not a curated record